Alnus glutinosa is the source of this 3357-nucleotide messenger RNA. RefSeq names its product transcription factor bHLH155. Gene Ontology annotation, biological process: regulation of DNA-templated transcription. The transcript is spliced from 11 exons. Gene Ontology annotation, molecular function: DNA-binding transcription factor activity; protein dimerization activity. NCBI's taxonomy places the organism in Eukaryota, Viridiplantae, Streptophyta, Magnoliopsida, Fagales, Betulaceae. Bases 838 to 3024 code for a protein of 728 amino acids. The record is from RefSeq and is a predicted model, not a curated record.
UCCCUUCACAUUUCCACCCUAAAACCCAAUUAGGGAUUUGAGUGGCGCACCCUAUAAAAUCACUGUGUACAUGGCUAAAAUGAACCGGAGGCGCACAUAGCUCUCAUACCAAAAAAAAAAAAAAAAAAACGACAAAAAACAUUCUCAAAAGAAAAGCCAUUAAAGCUUUCUCUUUUACCUUCCCUUCUCUUCUCUCUCUCUAGAAAACCAGUGUGAAAAUCUCAAAGCUUUUUUCUUUUUUGUCACCGGAAAUGGCAGCCAAAGGUAGCUCAAGCCUUUGAAAUCUCACUCCAAUUCCCAUUACUGCUUCAAAAGCUUAAAAGCUCAAAGCUCAAAGCUUCAAAAUCCAAUUCAAAAGGCUGUCGUUUCGUUGCCGACCAACCAAUCCAUGUCGUCCGAUAUCAGCUAAAAAAACUUAUAGUUCUAUCUGGCGCUCAACAAUCGAAACGAAUCGUUCUGCUAUGUCGAAUUCUCGAUUCCAAUUGCCAAUGGACAACCGUUCGAAUGACGAAAACAGAGCGGCCGAUCAUUCAUUUUUAGUGUCUGUGAGUUUUUGAAACGAUUUUGAAGAGCUCUUGGGGAUUAGGGUUGUGGUGAUCGGUUUGGGGGAUGGGUAGGGAUCGGCUGCUUCUGCCGACGGUGGGACCGCCGAUAAAGCGGCGAGCGGGGUUGCGUAGGAAGCAGGCUGGAAGAGGGUCGUAUAGAGGGAGUUAAAGGGGCUUAAGCUUUGGUUUUUGUUGUGGUUUUGGGAGGGGAUAGUGUUUCUUUGGGUGUGUGUUAGAAGAGAACGGUGAGAGAUAGAUAGAGUGAGAGACAGAGAGAGACAGAGAGAAAGAGAUGGGUGGUGGUGCUGAAUUGCAGGGAGUGCUGAGGACCCUCUGUGACAAUACGGAGUGGAAGUACGCUGCGUUUUGGAAGCUCAAACAUCGCACUCGGAUGGUGUUGAUGUUGGAGGAUGCUUACUAUGACAACCAUGAGCAACAUGACUCUUCGCAUGAUCCCCUAGGAUUAGCCGUGGCAAAGAUGUCGUAUCAUGUAUAUUCUCUGGGAGAAGGGAUCAUUGGACAAGUCGCAGUAACCGGAAAGCAUCAGUGGAUCUUUGCGGAUAAGCAUGUGAGGGAUUCCUGCUUAUCAUUUGAGUACUGCAAUGGUUGGCAAACUCAAUUUUCAGCAGGGAUCAGGACCAUUGUCGUUGUUGCUGUUGUCCCACAUGGAGUUGUGCAGCUUGGCUCUUUGAAUAAAGUCAUUGAAGAUGUGAAGCUGGUGAAUCAUGUUAGAGAUAUCUUUUUGGAUCUUCAAGAUUCCGCUAUAGAGCAUAUUCCUUAUCCAAUACAAUGUAGUAUGAAGAAUUUAUUACAUCUGCAAGAUAUACCGACAAAGAGUUUCGCUUCAGAGGUGAUUCCUGAUUGCUUGGAUAAAGCCAUAGACAAAGAAAGGCAAGAUGUCUGGUUGUCCAUGCCUCCAUAUUUUGGGAAAGACAGGGAUAGUUCUGUUUUUUAUCAGAAAAAGGCAGUUGAAGUGGUCAAUGGGCAUGGAGGACUUGACUUAUCCACAUCAGGAGGCGACGAAAGUGCCCGAUUGAAUUUGUCCAAAUCUAAUAUUAUCAAUUCGGAGCACCAGAAACUAGUAGGGAUGGGAGUGUCCAAUGCCAGGAAAUGUGGAGUGGAGAUUAGUGGCUGCAAAGAUACGAGGGUGGGUUUGGAUCGCUAUGUCAGUUCAUUGUCAUGCAGUUCUGCUACAGAUAGUGUUAACUUAUAUGAUGUUAUGCUUCCAGCUGGAAAAGUUGGAGUUGAUUUGACAUGCUUAUCUUCAGGCCUCCUUGACUCUGCUAUUUGUGAAAGAUUUAAGUUGGAUGGUACAGAUUUUUAUGAAAAUGCUUUGUCACAGAUACCUGAAUCUUCAGACAUGAAAUUCCAGAAAGAUUUGGAAAAGUUGGACUUUCAAACUGAAUCAAGUCACAUGGAUAUAUUGAACACAUCUUCGAAUUUCCCCGCUGGCUGUGAGCUCCACGAAGCACUUGGACUAGCUUUUCUCAGAAAGAGUAAUUAUUUUGAUUGGGAAGCAGAGAGGGCUGAAGAUAGAACAGCUAUUGAUAUGCCAGAGGGGAUGGACAGUAGCCAGUUGACAUCGGACUCUCACACUGAUCAUCUUCUAGAAGCAGUAGUUUCCAAUGUUUGCCAAAGUGUUAGUGAUGUUAAAAGUGAGAAACUAUUAUCUAAACCAGUGCAGUCUCUGUCAACAAUUGAAGUUAAUCCAGAGCCUUCUAGUCACACUACCCAUACUAUUACUUCAGCAGGUUAUUCAUUGCAGCAGUCCUCUCUUGUAGAGGAGGACAAAGAGCAUGGCUUGAGCUCAUCAGGGGUAUGUGGUGUGAUAUCCCCAACAGGUUUUUCAUCAAAUUGUACAAGUACGUGUAGUGAGCAGCUGGAGAGGUCUUCUGAACCAGCUAAGAACAACAAAAAGAGAGUCAGGCCUGGUGAAAGUAGUAGGCCUAGGCCCAGGGACAGACAAUUGAUCCAAGAUCGUAUUAAGGAGCUGCGGGAACUGGUGCCUAAUGGAUCAAAGUGCAGUAUUGAUUCACUGCUGGAACGUACGAUCAAGCACAUGCUCUUUCUGCAAAGCAUAACAAAGCAUGCAGACAAGCUACAUAAAUGUGCCAAUUCAAAGUUGCAUGACAAGGAAACAGGCAUGGUAGGAUCCUCUAGUUUUGAACACGGUUCGAGCUGGGCAGUGGAGGUGGGAGGUCAUCUUAAAGUUUGUUCAAUUAUAGUAGAGAAUCUUAACAAGAACGGACAGAUGCUUGUAGAGAUGUUGUGUGAGGAUUGCAGCCAUUUUCUUGAGAUAGCAGAAGCCAUUAGAAGCUUGGGUCUGACAAUCUUAAAAGGUGUAACAGAAGCCCAUGGCGAGAAAACAUGGAUAUGUUUUGUGGUUGAGGGCCAGAACAACAGAAGCAUAUACAGAAUGGAUAUAUUAUGGUCCCUUGUUAAAAUAUUGCAACCCAAGAAACCAAUAAUGCAGCAAUGAUGGCUGAUCGACGCUUGGAGAUUUUCAUGUAGGCUUCUAUGUAAGAUAGUGUGAGUUGUAUGUGAUUUUUAGUAGGCUUUUCUGGUCUUUGGCUUUUGUUUGAACUCCCCCCUUCCAACCCUCUAAAAAAAAAGAUGAGAAAAAAAGAAAAUCUGAGGAAGAUGGAAAGAAAACCAGCAAUUCUGUGAAGAGCAUUUUCUCUCUCUCAACUUUAUAGUGCGUGAAGAUGGGCAUUUGUUGUCUUCCCUCUAUUUGCCGCUUGAAAAAUUUGUUGUCAUUUAUUUGGAAGUUUGAUUCUUGAAAUAAAAAGUCCUGAAGGAGUAUCUUAAUGUC